Messenger RNA from Stegodyphus dumicola, 1873 nucleotides. Its product is annotated as cilia- and flagella-associated protein 251-like. Gene Ontology annotation, cellular component: motile cilium. Gene Ontology annotation, molecular function: protein binding. The record is from RefSeq and is a predicted model, not a curated record. NCBI's taxonomy places the organism in Eukaryota, Metazoa, Arthropoda, Arachnida, Araneae, Eresidae.
GAUAUUAUUUCGAUUGCUGCUACUUCAGAUAAAAAAUAUUUAGUCUCUGCUGAUACAGGACCUGAAAGUUCUUUAAUAAUAUGGCAUGCAAAUACAGGGGAAAUCUAUUUCAUUAUUUCAGAAUAUUUUCCUGUAGAAGGCAUAAUUUGGAUUUCAUUUUCACCUGAUGAUAAUUUAUUAAUGACUUUAAGUGGAGGUGAUCCACAGGAACUCUCUUUUUGGGAUUGGAAAUCUAGAAAAAGCGUUCCAGAAUUCAUUUAUCGUUAUGUGAAGGGUGCUGAAUUUCAGCAUUAUGCCAGUUUUCAUCCUACAGAUGUUUCACAUUUUGCAACUUGCAGUAGAAAUAAUGUAUAUUUUUUCCACAAGGAUGGAGAAUUAAUAUCCUCAGUGCUUGAUAUGUGCAAUCUUUAUGAUGAAAAAACUUUACAUCAGGCUGGAGAGUUUUCUCAAACAGUUUUUAUAACCACAUCAUCAUUAGCAGUAACAGCAACUACAAGUGGCAGGAUUAUUCUCUGGGAUAGACCAAUGUAUAGCAAAUGCAGAGCAGCUAAUCAUUUGAAAGAAAGGUUGUUUUUGGAUCCUAGGCAACGAGUGUGUAUACGCAUGCUACAGAUUAUGUCUUCACAAUGUGCUAUACCAUUUUUAGGUAUUAGUGGAAGUUAUAUAAUUGCUGGAACAGCUCAAGGCAAAAUUCAUUAUUAUGACGAAACUUUCCAUGUAAAAUGGUCACUUGAUGCUAGAGAAGGAUCAGUGAAUUCUGUGUCAUUUAAUUUCAAGCACGAUCUUGUUAGGGAAAUAACUGCACUUCAAAUUAGAGAUGGAUCUGAAGCAAAAAACAAGCUUCUAGAGGAAAAAGAUUUUAUUCUGUGUACUACUGAAGGAUAUGUGGGUUAUUUUUCCAUUGAAAAUAAAAUUCUUAAACCUGUUUUGUAUGGAACACCUCAUAUUGUAAAAACUAUCACUGUGCAUCCAUGGCAGCCUUUCUUUUAUAUUGGAGAUUAUAAUGGUGGACUUCAGAAGUGGAACUAUAAAACUAAGAAACUAGUUGCUAAAGAUUUAUUUAAAGCUAAAUGCGCGGAGAUUGAAUGCUUAGUCAUUGACGAUAAUGGCACAUAUGUAGCUUGUGUGAUGUCUCAUGGUAACAUUGCAAUAUUCAAUGCUGUUAAUUUUUCUGCACAACCAUUCUUCACAGCUUCUGAAGUGUUACAUCGACCUGUUAUGAUGAAGUUUUCUCCAGAUUCUCAGCAUUUACUUAUAAUAGACAGUGCAUCAUAUGUUACAAGCUAUCGACUUCAAUUAUUAGUGCCUCCUAAAAUUUUUCAAAUGAUGAGGAGAAAAGUUGCAAUGCCUCCCGAAGAAGCUAUUUGGGUUUUUGGUGGAAAAACACAACAACAUCAAAGUCGUGUUGUGGACUGCAUAUUCAAUGAUCUUGAGACUAAUGAAAAUCUGUAUUUCUUUACUUUGGGAGAGGAUCGUGUCUUGGUUCAGUAUAAUCUUUCAAGCUCUAAAGCCCUUGAAAUAGUUGUAUCUGAGAGAAUAAGAUUAGAAGGAAAGCCUGUUCCAAUAUGCAUGAGUUGGUAUCCAUUAUUUGGCCUAUCCCAUUUGAUAGCUGUUAUCAGUGAUGACAGUAAACUAAGAAUAUAUAACAUUGAAGAUGAAAAUAUGAUUCGCAUGGUCUCUUUGCCUUUGUAUGAAGAAUCAAUAAAACGAUUUAUCCUUUUGUAGGGUGUAACAAAUACAGAAGAUUAUUUUUCUGCAACUGCUGAAGGAUCUUCAUACAGAUGUUUUGUUUUUCAAACAACUCACAUGAUUGGUCUAACCAAAUAUCCUAUUGAUGGAAACCCAAAUACAAGUUUGGCAGUUGCUUGUCAUU